This is a messenger RNA of Paramecium octaurelia, 913 nucleotides long. The record is from the annotation of a GenBank genome assembly. Lineage: Eukaryota; Ciliophora; Oligohymenophorea; Peniculida; Parameciidae.
AUGUCAUUAUGCCAAUUAAAAAUCACAGUUAGUUUAUAACUCACAUUAAUAUUAAUGCAAAUCUUAAAGUUAUUUAUUUUAUCAGAUUACACAUUCUUUUUUGUUCUUACUAAUUUCUUAAAGAUUUUAUAAAUAGUUUGUAAUAGGUACUAUAUCAUAUUAGGUUUCGUUAAUCAUAAAAAGAAAACAAAUCAAAAUGAAAUUAUGUUAGUUUCUAAUUAAGUGUAAUCGUGUGAAUCAAUUUGUUUGAGAAUGCUAGUACUUCGUUAAUUUAGAAUUAUUUAAGAAAUAAAAAACAAUAUUAUUUAUUAUGAAAUAGGCUUUGCUCGAUAAUUACUAUAAAGAAUUAAACUUAAACUAACUUUAUUCUGUGAGAUCUUUAAAAAAGACCCCUUUGGAAAAAUUAAAUCAUUAAAAUUAUUUUGUUCCGAGCAUUUUAAGUCCAAAGAAUAAUAUUUCGAAUCGAAGUAGUUUAAAAGCAGGCGAUGGAUUAGUACUAUAGAAACUACAUCGUUCCUAAAACAAUUCAAGAAAUUUACCAGAUAUUCAGAACGGACACAGGGUAACAAAGAAUAGCUCUUAACCUUACCUUCAUUAAGGAUAGAAGAAAUAGUACAAAAUUUAAAUAGAACCUUUGGAGGAGGAACGGUUAGCAAUUCCAUACUUGAGAUUGAAUUUUAGGUUGAAAUAUGGAUACAAAAAACAAAAUUAGGAAAGGAAGCAAAAAAGUAGCUUAGAAAAUGAUGACCUAAAGAUUUAGAAUAAUAAAAGUGCUAGUCUAUUUAGAGAGAAACAAAAAGAUUUUAUAAAUAAAGUGUCAAUGCAAGUUUAAGAAUUAUUAUUAAAAGAGAAUUAAUAAUUAAGUUUUGGUUUUGACAAAUUAGAAAGAGAAUUAUUAUAAUAAAUGAAAUGA